Messenger RNA from Acromyrmex echinatior (Panamanian leafcutter ant), 5958 nucleotides. RefSeq lists its product as uncharacterized. Gene Ontology annotation, biological process: regulation of transcription by RNA polymerase II. Gene Ontology annotation, cellular component: nucleus. NCBI's taxonomy places the organism in Eukaryota, Metazoa, Arthropoda, Insecta, Hymenoptera, Formicidae. The record is from RefSeq and is a predicted model, not a curated record. Gene Ontology annotation, molecular function: protein binding.
UACGGUGUACACGUCGCGCCAAGGUGCCAAGGUGCCAAGAUCGGUCUCUAUUCCACGUUCCCACUUCCCCGUUCGGUCGCUCGCGUCGUUAUCGUCCGUCGCCGUUGGUCGCCGUUGGUCGCCGUCGCCGUGGUAUCGCGCGUCGAGUGGCGCGCGAAGAGAGUCGUUCGUCACGAGACUGACGAGACGUGGACGCAUCAAACGUGGCCUCGCUCGUCACCGCGAUCGUUUUGUCCGCGUUUUAGACGUCGAGGCACGGCUCGAUACACGACAUUCGCAAACAUUCGCAAACAUUCGCGGCAGCGCGGGCGUGCGGUGCGUGCGUGUGAGGAAGGGAAAAGGGGGCAAUAAAUUCACGCGCGGCGAGACGGGAUCGAUCGCGCGGUGCAUCGUGCCAGGACGGACGGCGAUGACGACGAAGACGAGGAGGAGGAGGAGAGGACGAGGAGGUUGAUCGCCUCGGCGCGGGACGAUUUCUAGGCUAACACGUCCGGCAGUCCGACGAAGACGGAGAGAAACGACGACGGGCGGGCGUCCGUUUUAUCUUGCGCGGUGCGUCACGGAGAAGUGCGUCGGGCAGUCUCGAUAAACACGCUCGUGCACAUCGAGAAGGCGACCACCACCGCCUCUGCCGUCGUCGUUGCCGUCGUCGCCGCCGUCAUCGCCACCGCCCUCCUCUUCCUCGUUGCAUGUCCGGGAGUCCCGCGAGUUCCCGACAAUCCCGACUGGAGCGAGGCACGUUACUCGUUUGUUCUGCGGCGAGGCUGCUUCCUACUCCGCAGGUGGUGCGUAACGAGACGGCGAAAAAAAAAAUCAGGAGAGAGACAGACGGAGAUAGAGGGUGGGGUGAAGGGGAAUGGAAAACGGCACGUUAUCGGCCGUUUCCGGGCCCUUUGUCGAUCGCCACGCCUUCGAGGCUGCGUUUGCGCCACGUUAUUUGCGCAACAGUUGGAAGCUGGAAUUUCGUCUCCCCGAAAAUCACCCCCGUACACGGCCCAAGUAAGGAAGGGAGAGAAGCAACCCGACGAACUGCCUAUACCCGUUCGCCGUCGUCGUGGACGGAGAACCCGAGAACCUAGAAACAGCUCUCUCAGCUCGCUGGCUGGCUCGAACCACCAGACCACCACCGCCAUCGCCACCACCACUACCACCACCACCACCACCACCACCACCACCACCACCAUUACUACUACAGUACUACCAGAUUGAGACUACCACCAGCUCCCCUCGCCCUUUCGUUUUGCAAGAGGGCCGACCGUCGUCGACAGUCCGUGAAUCGUGCGCACACAUGGCCAAUUGCCAGCGGCGGAAUCGCGGAGUCGCCACCCCGAUCGCUGAUCUCCGCUGGGCCCCGCGCGCGGCCAUGUAGCGCACAACGCACACUCGGGGCCUGUUGGGAGAAGGGCAGAAGGAGAAGCAUCAGCAGCGGCCUUGAGGCUGAGUAGCAGCCAAUCCCAAGCCCCCGCUCGCUAAAGGAGGUGGCGCGGGAUUGGCUGAGCGUUCUCCACGAUACCAACCGCGACUUCCGGGCGCUUCCGGUCGGGACUACAGGCCGAUUCCCCACGAGUGGCAGGGGUCCCUGGUGAGGUGAGUUGCUGUCCAUAAGAGGAAAUCAUCCCCAAGAGCUUUGUUUAUGCAGGGUAUUAUAGAGGGAAGAACAAAUCGACUCUCGAGUCUAAUCGUGAGUUUGAAGUUCGAAGACUUAUUUAACAUUGGCGGGGCGCAGGAAGAAGAGAGGGUGGGCGACGAGAGUACGGUGAACCGGAAGCGAACGCGACGGUGGCCGGCUCGGUCGAGGAGUUCGUGGCGGCGUCAGGGCCGCGCAUGCUUCAACAACGAGGCUGUAUAGCAACAGCAACGAUACCCGUACCCGCUACGACGACCGGUUCAAGAUCAUCAUCAUCAUCAUCAUCCAACAUGUUCCCACAACAGUACUGCUUGAGAUGGAAAUACCAUCACAGCAACCUGCAGACUAUGUUCUCGCAGUUGCUCGAACGGCAGGCCUACUGCGACGUCACGCUCGCUUGCGAAGGCAAAACGUUACGAGCACACAAGGUUGUACUGUCGGCAUGUAGCACAUACUUCGACACGAUCCUAUCGCAGUAUGAGGAGAAGGACCCCAUCGUCAUCAUGCGUGACGUCAAAUUCUCGGACAUCAAAGUGCUGGUCGAGUUCAUGUACAAGGGAGAGAUCAACAUCGAUCACACGAGGUUGUCGUCGUUGCUGAAAACCGCCGAGGAUUUACACAUCAAGGGGCUCGCCGAGGUGAGCUGGCGCAGCGAUUCCACGCAAAACGACCUGAACAACACCGGCCACAGUCCCGGCACCGGAACCCCCGGCGUCGAAACGGUCCUGCGAGAAGGUGAAACUGACGAGCCACCACCUCCCAAACAGAGACGUAGAGGUCGUCCGCCUCUGGACGAUCCACCAUCGGCACAUGACGUUUUCACACCCAAAAUCACUUGCAUCACCGGGAACGAGGAAAUGAUGAGCGAGGGCGGCGACCAUGAGAGUUGGGACGACGAGAUGAUGAUGAACGAGAAUAACGAAACGCCACUGCCGGUGCUGUCCUACAUGCCCAAGGACGACGCAUCUGAAGAAAAGAAAGCCGCUAGCACUCCAUCAAAUUCUAACGCCACAAAUCUGUCGAUUCCUGAACAAUUCCGGGACGUAAUAAAGAUGAAUGAUUACCUGACGACGGGACGCCGACAAGAGUUCUGGGAGGAACCCUUCACGCGCCGCGUUAUGGAUGCUAUCAAGAGCAAAGAGCUAGAAAUGAAGACUGCCGCCGAAAUCCUCGGUGUUUCUUACGGCACUCUCUACGGCAGAUAUCGCGACAGUUAUGGUUGCCUUAAACAUCCGUACAGAGUAAGAGAUUUUUGGUCUGAACCGGGCCCGGCAGAAGUGUUAGCGAAAUUACGACGAAAGGAAAUAACAUUGUUCCGGGCCGCCGAGUUCCUCAAUGUCACCGUCCACACACUUGCAACUUAUCUUUCAACGCUGCAGGGUCCGGAUAGAAUCUCGUUGGCCGGUGAUCUCAGCGUGGCGUCCAGCGGUAGCAUCGAUAGCGGCAGCAACAACAACGCAACAGAAUCGACGACGACGGAAAACAAUGAUUCCGUGAACGACAUAUUGCAAAAGAUCAAUGCGAACGUGGCGACCACGACGUCGAUUAAGCGUGAAGGCGGUGGCUACAUUGAGGUGCCAACGGCAGUGUCGAAGUGUUCCACCACGUCAGUGCUGGAGAACAAUCCGGACAUCACGAUCGUCAAGACGGAGAACAUGCUGCGUAAACGCGAAUAUACGAAAAUGUCCAGCACAGAGAACAAUAACGCGAAACUGAUGAGCGGCGGUGCUGUUAGCGAGGUCAGCCAGCAGCAACAGCAACAACAACAGCAGCAACAGCAGCAGCAGCAGCAGCAGCAACAGCAGCAGCAGCAACAGCAGCAGAAACUCGCCGACCCGUUGUCAUUAAAUAAUGACAACAGUAAACCCUAACUAUUCAGACCCUACUUGACACCUACGGCGAAUCACCACCAUCCGCGCAGCGUAGCGCCAAGCGGAGCCAGCUAUAGAUCCGACCUGCAGUGCCCGCGCAGUUUUUAUUCCAACGUGUUUACUCGCUUUCUCACGAAUUUUCAUUUAAAAUAGACGAAGAAAGUAGAAGAGGAGCGGCGCUGGACAUCGCUGUUCUGCGCACUCCCGAUUCUGCAAGAGUAGCCUCAGACAAUCUCGCGUGCGAUCAUUCGCGAUUGACGGCGAGCCGUGGCUGCGUCGGGACGAACAAAACGAGAACUUUGACGAUUCCUUACGAUGCCUUCGAAUGGAUUCCCGCACGGCCACGGCCUACUGUCGUAUUUUUCACGAUUAAGAAGAAUAUUAAUGUCGCGAAGAAUAUUAAUUCUGCCCUAGCGGAGUUAGUACCCUAGGCGAGUUGACACGAAAUUCCUCUCGUUUUAACUUCGAAUUCGGCUCGUUUUUAACCCACAUGGGUCAGUAGUAGACAUAUUGCAUACCUUGGCCUUUGUGAGGAAAAAUAAUAAAGCAAAAGAAGUAACAAAAGGGAUAAAGCGUAUAAUAAAAAGUUCAAUCGAAGUUCCUUUUGGAUAACGAUGUAGAGUGUAUUAUCGCAACAAAGAAUGCCUAUUUUCUGCCGCAUGUGUCUGUAUGGUAAAGAGCGACAAUAUAUUCACCACAAGUAGAUCCAUCAUAGUAAUAUACACCACAGAGAGAAAAAAAGCAAGAGAGGGAAAGGGGGAAGCAGAAAGAGAGAGAGGGAGAGGAGAAAAAAAAAACUAAAUAACGUCCCUCGACAUAGAUAUAUGUUCCUCACGCGAUCGUCGUUAGGAUCGCGUUAGGAUCACGUUUCAGUUAAUGCCCGUAUAUAAAUUCGAAAAUUUAAAUCAUAAAGCUUGUACUAUUGGAAAAGGCAUCCAUAUUCGAUAUUCGCAAUACACGACACAUAAAGAAAUACAUAUGAAGCGAAAAACUUGGAAUAAGAUGAUUAUAGAUAGAGAUAUUCUCAGCUAUUUGUAUUUAGAAAAAUAUUUAAAGAGAUAGAUAGAAAGAAUAAGAGAAAGAGCGAGAGCGAAAAAAAUAGAAAGAGUGAGAGCAAGAGCGAGAAAAAAAUCAUCACUUCAGGCUGCGUAUCCAAUAGUAAAUCGUUUAUGAUUUAAAUGUAUUUUCAUGAUACAAGCCUUAACAUUAGAAACUGUUUUGUCUAUGUUAUCGAUUCGCUGACAAAAUUGACGCGCGUACAGUUUUACAUGUGUUACCUAUAUUUUUGGAAGACAUUAUUUAGAACGGUUAAGUUUUAGGAACGUAAAUUUCAUGCAAUUAAAAUAAAGGCGUUGCGAUCGGUUAGCGAUUUUUAUGCGUCGUACGAAAAUCGCGGCAAUUGCCUUUUCUCGAGUAUUCGCAAUGUUACUGGAAUAGUCCGUUGCGCACAUAAUGUAACAUGAUAACGGUGUAUCAUUCUAUUUUGUUUUUCUUUUAUACCGGUACAUAAAGCUGUGCAUAAGAAUGAUUUUUAUAAACAAUCUUUAUUACUUGUAUAUAUACACACGAGAUAUUUUUUUUAUUUCUUCUUUUAUGAGAGAAAAUAUUUUUAACGACUUAUUGGAGAAUAAUAAUCGUCGAUCAAAUUGUUUAACACAAAUGUAGUGCAAUAUUUGAAGAUAUGAAAUAGUAUUAUUUGGCGAUAAAAUAUCGAUUAAAAGAGGUUAAAAAAGAAAUAGAAAUAUGCCGGUGCAAUUAUGCUCGGAUUUAUCAAAGCAAUAUCAAUAUGAUAUCUGCAAUGGUGGCUACGAUAAUGCUGUGUUAACGCAUUGUAUCGUUGUUCCCCCUAUUUAUACAUGAUUCGCGAUUCUGUUUAAUUUUUUUGUAAGCUUUCACAGGCGCGAUGUUUACAUUAAGUUAGAUAAAGAAAUGGGAAAUCCCCGAACAACCGCUAUAUAUAUAUAUAUAUAUAAAUAAAAAUAUAAAUAUAUACAAUAAUCAUACUCCAUGAGACAUUGACUGGAAAUGAGUAUUCCUGUUCGCUGAAGGUAAAACUAAGUAAGAAUUAGUAGUAUAAUAGAGGUAUCUCUGAUGAUAUUUUUCGAUGAUAUAAGACUUAGUUGCAUGAAAGAGGAGAGUUCAUUAUCGCGGAGGGUACUUGUAAAGUAAUCCGAAUGGAGCGGUGUAAUAUCGUACGUACGAAGUACGUGAAACGAAAGAAGAGAAUGGCUUUCCUUUCGGAGAUUUCAUUGUGACUGGUAGAAGCGAAAAAGUGAAAAGUAUCGUGAGGUGUGUAAAUAUAGCGGUGUACGAUAUUUACUAGAAACGAAAAAAAAUCAAGAAACGCAUUCUUUGAAUGCGGACAUGUAUGUACCUCUCUCUUUCUAAACGGACCCCAAAGUCGACUGACUACUAAAGUAAACGAAGAAAAAGAAAUUACAAAAAAUGUAAAAAAAAAAA